ACUGCACCGACAUUUUGAAGAGUGACCCGUCGAAGCUGCUCAGACUCUCAGCUUGUGCAGACCAACAGUCAGCGAUGCUGCACUACUCAGCAGCUGGAGGUGCUCCGAAGAUGUCGCUGACUCGGACAGUGGCAACGUGCGUUGGCGACGUGGAUGCCGCUUCCUCCUUUAAGUGGUUGCGAGGAAUGUGGACACCCCUGGAGCCGAGGGUGACGUGGCAGUGAACUCCUCAUCAUCCGCCCACAUCGUUGCCAAAAACGAGGUCACCUCCCAGGCUUGGAGCAUCUCUCUGGCCUGGACCAGACUCAGGACGAGCUCCUAAGCCAAGAGGAUCUGUAACAGCUCUAGACUGCCGCGAAAAAUAGCCUACAUGGUACCUAAUCCCACUGACCUUGUCCAUGUGUCCGAGACAUCAGAAACACGCAUCUACAGGCUCAAGAGAAUCUUCUGAUCAGUUUGUGUUGUUAAUGACAGCAGACUGCUACAGAUUUCAGACCAACAAGUGAGAUUCUGCUGAGGAAAGUUUCUGCACACGUCCACCUUUCUGAAAAUGGCCUUACAUCAACAAAGAAGACAGAGCAUGGACUCAAUGCAAGACUUUUCUUUAUCUCAGAGCUGCACAGGAACUGAAGAGACAUCACCCUUUGGACAAGACCACUCUGGGACAAACAUUUCAGCCAAAUACAAAGACAUCAUCUCUAAAGAUAAUGUAAUCCAAUUAGGAUCUCCUGCUGUCUACCACCUGAGAACAAAGAAACAGGAGUUUGGAACUCUGACAAGAAUGACUGUUGGUGAAAAAAAUCCAAACAAGACAAAUAAAACCAUCUUACUUUUGGGAGAAACAGGAGCUGGAAAAUCUACUAUGAUUAACGCUCUGCUCAACUACGCCAUGGGAGUGAAGUGGGAGGAUGAAGUCUGGUUUCAGAUUGUAGAGGAGGAGGAGAAUAAUCAGGCAGGCAGUCAGACAUCAGAUGUGAUCGUGUACGAGAUCUUUGGUUUUACAGAUGAAACUCUGCCCUACUCUCUGACCAUCAUCGAUACUCCUGGAUUUGGAGACACAAGAGGGACUGAACGAGAUGAUGAAAUCAUUCUAAGAUUAUUUGACUUGUUUCGAUCAGAGGAUGGAGUUCAUGAAGUUCAUGCAGUGGGUCUGGUGAUGAAGGCGAGUGAUAAUCGACUGAAUGACCGACUGAUGUACAUCUUUGAUGCAAUGAUGUCACUGUUUGGAAAAGAAGUGGAGGAAAAUAUUGUAUCUCUCAUCACACACUCAGAUGGUGGGACACCGAAAAAUGUUCUUCGGGCUCUUGAAACUGCAAAAAUUAAAUGUGCCAAAAAUGAUAAAAACCAGCCUGCUCACUUCCUGUUUAGUAACAGACAGAAUGAAGAGAGAACAGAGGAAGAAGAGCAUAGUUUGAAGUUUGCAUGGCAAGUAACAGAGAAGGGAAUGAAGCAAUUCAUAACCUUUCUGGAAAGCUCUAAAUCUCAAAAUAUGAAGAAAACAGUUAAAGUGCUGAAUGAACGAAUGAGACUGACAGCCUGUAUCCAAAACCUGGAAGUGAGAAUUGAACUGGCUGAACUGAAACAGACAGAAAUCAGACAGAUUCAAGAAGCUCUGAAGAAACAUGAAAAAAAGAUGAAGAAGAAUCAAGAGUUCACUGUAGAAUUUGAUGAGGUCUACAAGGAUAAAGAACCCAUUGAUGGAGGGAUGCGGUGGUUGUUUUUUUAUGAAGGAGCCGUCUGCUGUACUCAAUGUGAGGAGAACUGUCACUAUCCUGGAUGCACAAUGGCCUGGAAACCUGAACACUGUGAGGUCAUGGAAGGAGGCUGUUGCACUGUUUGUACCAACAAGUGUCCUGCAUCAGAUCAUGUGAAAGAAAAGUGGAUCUAUAUUCCUAAAACAAGGAAAGUUCAGAAGACUGUGGAAGAAAUGAAAAUGAAGUAUGAUGAGAAUAAAUCAGAAAAUGAGAAAAAGUUGAGUCUUUUGGAAAAUCUUGAAAAGGAAAUGAACCAACUGACAGCAGAGAAGUCAGAGUUCCUGGAUGAGUCCUACCAACAUGUUGUCAGACUGGAGCAGAUCGCUCUGAAAGCUGAUUCAGCGUCCACUAUUGUCCACUUGGACUUCCUGAUUGAGAAGAUGAAGGAGGAAGGAGACACAGAGAAGGUCCAGAAACUGGAGGAGAUGAAAAACAGAGUGGAUGAAAGAACCAGAGCAGCAGUGCAGUACAAGUUUGGUAAAACAUGUUUAGAAAUGAUGUAAGUGACUAAGGUGACUAUGAGCAGCCAGACAACAAAAAUAUUGAAUUCUAACUCUGACAGACAGGAAUACAAUUUACCGUAUCUUUCGGACCAUAAGGUGCACCGGAUUAUAAGGCACAUUAAGCGAAACAAAACAGUCAGAUAAGUCAAACUUUACUCAACUCAUUCUUCUUGCUUCCUCCACUUCCGUAUUAUUGAUUCAUU
Molecule: messenger RNA, 2460 nt
Organism: Oreochromis aureus
Lineage: Eukaryota; Metazoa; Chordata; Actinopteri; Cichliformes; Cichlidae
Exons: 5
Coding region: 551-2257 (568 amino acids)
Molecular function (GO): GTP binding
Source: RefSeq, a predicted model, not a curated record